Molecule: messenger RNA, 639 nt
Organism: Ambispora leptoticha
Lineage: Eukaryota; Fungi; Glomeromycota; Glomeromycetes; Archaeosporales; Ambisporaceae
Source: the annotation of a GenBank genome assembly
AUGACUUUAAAAUCGACUGUCACUUUACUUUUCGCUUUCUCGGCUGUCUUAUUCAACGCCGCAAGCGUGCAAGCAGUAGCAAGAAUUAAUAAUCCAGUUGCGGGAACCGUGUGGAAAUGUGGCUCAAAAGUCCCCAUUACUUGGAUUGAUGAUGGCACACCUGGUCCACAGACGGUUAAUUUGGUGUUGAAAGUCGGUGACGCAAAUUCCUUAACACCCGUCAAGGAUAUUGCUCAAGGCGUCCCGGUUUCUCAAGGUUCAGUUCAGUAUACGGUACCAUGUGAUCUUGUAACUUCUGAUGCAUACACUGUUGGAAUUGGUUCAAACGAUAAUGACUAUAAUUAUUCGCAUUAUUUCUCAAUCAAUGGUGCCCAAGGAACAAUUCCCACACCAACAAAUGGAACAAGUGGAACUUCAAAUUCCACUGUAACACCCACAACUUCAAGCACACCUACAAUCUCAACCGUCACUACAACCACUGGUACUGCUUCUUCUACCGCGAGUAGCCCCAACAAGCAACAAGCAUCAAAUGCAUCGACUCCAAAUGUGAAUUCUGGAAAUAAUCUUGUGUUUUCUGGUUUUGGUACUCUUGUGACUGGUUUAUUAUCGGUUGCCGCUUUAUUCUGCACCUUUUUCUAG